Messenger RNA from Necator americanus (New World hookworm), 675 nucleotides. RefSeq lists its product as uncharacterized. The coding region runs from base 1 to 675 and encodes 224 amino acids. Lineage: Eukaryota; Metazoa; Nematoda; Chromadorea; Rhabditida; Ancylostomatidae. The record is from RefSeq and is a predicted model, not a curated record. The transcript has 6 exons.
AUGCACCGAUUGUCCUCUUUGUUUUUCAUAUUUCCCAUUGUUCUGCUCAUAAAAAACCUCAGUCGUGAUCCGUUUUAUAACUUUUAUGGAUUUGCUGAAGAAAUACCUAGAAUCCAACAAACGUCUGCACCUCUCAAAGGAGGAACUAUCAAAGGUUACCAGAGGCUCUUCACAGAUGCCUCACAGCGGCCUUACAGAGCCUCUACAACAGCAGCAGAGAAGGCCACUUUGUCGAAUACUGCCAUUCCCCUGGGAUCGCCAGAAGUCGCUGUAGAUAGAGGAAAUGCAGAACUUAUUAAAGUCUCCGAGCAACUACUCUCAAGUCACUUUAUGAUCACAAAUGGAACAGUCCCACCCAAAUCGCAGUUCUUAGCAGCUGGCUUCAAUCCUGUAAGUUUGAAGGAGAGAAAACGAUUAGGUGAGAAAAUCUACAUUGUCUGUAUUCUUCUGUUGGUUGUCAUUGUAAUGACAGGAAGUUUGACAUUGAUAUUCAUCGUACGAGUGACAUUGUUGGCGCGGAAAAUGUUCAAGUCUCGCGAAAUUGCAUGUCGCUACCAACUGACUGCUGACAAUUUAAGAACAGUGGAUGAGGUUAUUGACCAAUUUAAGACUAGCUUCCGAAUGACUGUAAGUAAACAAGCCGAAACACUGAAUAUCUCCGGCAUUCAUAAGUAG